Messenger RNA from Linum tenue, 2483 nucleotides. NCBI's taxonomy places the organism in Eukaryota, Viridiplantae, Streptophyta, Magnoliopsida, Malpighiales, Linaceae. The record is from the annotation of a GenBank genome assembly.
UCCAAAGAACCAAAAUCUCUUUCUUCUUCUCGCAACCAUCCGCCAACAAACCAGCAGCUGAGCUGUUCUCACCCACUCGCUCCCUCUAUCUAUCCGCGCCGACACGCGCACGAUCCUCCCCUCCCUCCCUCUCUUCUCCAUUCCUUCUCCUCCUAGAUCCACUCGCCUCAGUCUUCCCCCUUACUGAGUUCAUUCUACCACACGACUCGAGUCAAGUACCAAUCAGCUCAUCUUUCCACACCCACUUCACCUUCCUUUCCCGGCGAUCGGACGAACACUGGGCUGUGGCCGAAUUGUGCGAAGGGUUUUGUUUCUGUCCGCUACUCAGUGUCAUAACUGAGUCGGGCAUCCGGGUCCGCGGAAAUGUUGGUUUUAUGACGGAGUUGUAUCCGUCUGGGGAAUUAGGGUUUGGAUUCUUCGACAUUACUAGUACGGACACUGGUGGGGGUGGUGUUGGAAUACUGCCAUGGCGACGACCGUGGCGAGCUGGAGGGACUCCUACAAGGGAAUGUCGUCGGAUAAUAUCAAGGGUUUGGUUUUGGCGCUGUCUUCCAGCGUCUUUAUUGGUGCUAGCUUCAUUGUCAAGAAGAAGGGCUUGAAGAAAGCCGGUGCCUCGGGCGUCCGGGCAGGAAGUGGGGGCUAUUCUUACCUGUACGAACCUUUAUGGUGGAUAGGCAUGAUAACAAUGAUUGUUGGGGAAAUAGCUAAUUUUGCAGCUUAUGCGUUUGCACCUGCUAUACUGGUUACUCCACUCGGGGCUCUGAGCAUCAUCAUCAGUGCGGUUCUUGCACACAUUAUUUUAAGAGAGAGGCUUCAUAUUUUCGGCGUUCUUGGUUGUGCUCUUUGUGUUGUGGGUUCCAUAACGAUCGUCCUGCAUGCUCCCCAAGAACGUGAAAUCGAAUCUGUAAUAGAGGUCUGGGAUCUUGCUACGGAGCCUGCUUUUCUAUUCUAUGCUGCCUUGGUCAUAGCUGCCGUUUUUGUACUUAUAUUCAACUUUGUCCCUGACUACGGGCAGACACAUAUUAUGGUGUACAUAGGAAUAUGCUCUCUUGUGGGUUCCCUGUCGGUCAUGAGUGUUAAAGCAAUUGGGAUUGCAUUAAAGCUGACACUAUCAGGAAUGAAUCAACUAAUCUAUCCCCAAACGUGGGCCUUCACAAUGGUGGUGAUUACUUGUGUUCUUACACAAAUGAAUUAUUUGAACAAGGCACUUGAUACCUUCAAUACCGCAGUUGUGUCACCCAUCUACUAUGUAAUGUUCACAUCGCUAACCAUUUUGGCUAGUGUGAUAAUGUUCAAGGAUUGGGACAGGCAAAGUCCAACGCAGAUAGUUACAGAGAUGUGUGGGUUUGUGACCAUCUUAUCGGGGACAUUUCUUCUCCACAAAACCAAGGAUAUGGCUGAUGCAGGUUCAGCAGCGCUCCCAAUCAGAAUACCGAAGCAUUCAGAUGAUGAUGGGUUUGAGAACGAAGGAAUCCCUCUCAAGCGCCAGGAUGCAAUGCGAUCAGCUUCCCAUUAGAGGACAUAUGUUGAUUACUCCUUCAUUUUGCACAACAAUCGCUGCUACUGCUGACCUGCUUAUCUGGGGCGCGACACACUGUCUCAGCGAGAUCAAUCCCGUAUUUCACAGAUGUGACAUGGUUGGUGAAUAGAAAGCAAUACUCUUUCUUCUUGUUGGUUGGGUCUCAACGUUUGGCUUUCUAAGAGUGCAUACACUAUACACCUUCCAGGGUCCAGGCACCCGCCCCCACGUAGGAGAAAGAAAGAGAAGUGGAAUUGGUCGAUUGUAAUUUUUGAGCGAUGCUUGCUUGUUAUAUAAUGUAAUUUUUCCACACCAGUCAUAGAGUAGAGUACUUGAUCCACACCUUUUCUUCUUCUUCUAAUCAGCUAUGACAUUCCUCUAUAUUUCAUAUUCUUUCAAUGCAAAACACUGCAUGAACGCUCAAUCACAACUUUGCCUCUGCCGUUGUGCAAACAUGUAUGGUCGUCGUAUUAUGUUUUGGGUUCACAACAGAAGAAUGCUACAGCUAAUCCUCGCGCCUAAUUUUGAGCUUUGACAGAAUAUUCUCUAGUAACUGGCAGUGCCUUGCUCCUGAGCAAAAUUGGCCGACCAUCUGGAAACUGUAUGGUUCAUCCAAAUACUCCAGCUUUCUCGACACCAGCUUGAUCUAGUGUGCUAUCAUUUCUUUGUUAUUUGCUUCAGAAGGGCUGACACAGAAGCACAAUGCGUCGACUUGCUCUCACACUUCUCGCAGCAUGAUUGCAGGUUUUCAAUCACUUUCUGACACCUUUGAGGGAGGAAGUUGUUCUUGGAGAGACAAGCUUGAAUAUCGCAGGCUUCUUUCUUGCACGGCUCUUUGAUGGGCUGUGCCAUCUUCUUCCCCGCUUUAUCUCUCUCUCUCUCUGGGACGGCUUUCCUCUGUUCACUAUAUUCUGCGUUGAGCGAGUUCAAUCUACAGAUUGCAGAACAAUCGCUGGUUCCUUCC